CGCUGAAACCUUUACCAAGGCAACGUACUGCGCUCAAUGACUCUAAACGUGGUUUGUGCAAACUGACUUUAUUUGCAAUAACAACUGUAAGCACCAAUGCAACAUCCUUCUCCGCAGAUUGUACAUUAAAAUGGCAGUCAAAUUUAAGGGGAUCAGCGAGUAUAAGAGCAAAUUCAAGGGGCGGAGCGCGCGGUCCAGAAGCGCAUCUCCCCAGUUCAGGAUGCCCAAGGCGGGGCUUCGGUCCGACCAGCUGGGUGUCAGCAGAGAGCCGCAGUUCCAUUCUAAAAAGAGGGUGCCUUUCCACAGGCCCCGGGUGUACCAGUCCUUUCAAUGGCCGGGGCCAGAAGAGUUGCCACGGGAACACCACACCCCCAGGCCAAGCACGACUCCCGCUGCAGCGCCCCCUGCAGAGGCACCGGGAGACGCAGAGGGUGCCCAAACCCCACUGGCCCCCAGGGGUCCCAGGCCCUCUGGGGCUCUGUGUGAGGGGAGCGUACCGGUCACCCAGGCCCCGCCCCCAGCUGCAGAGCCCCGGGGUGCUGUCACAGUGGAGGAGGCGGAGCCUGUGCUGAAUGGAGUCCACCACGUUCUGAAGAGGAGGGCGGGGCUUAAGUCAGCAGGCCGUGCCAAUCGGCUCCUGAGCUCAGAGUAUCAGAGGCAGUUCCAGCGGAAAACGCGGGUAGCCAGCUCCCCCCUCCUGGCUGCAGAACAGGUGGUGUACAGCAGCAGUCCCGUCAUCCCGCCCUUCAAGGCGAACCCAUUGGUCCAGGAGAGCGAGUACAGGCGGAGCUUCAAAGGGUCCCCGCCCCCCAGGGCUCCCCGACUGCGGCGGGACCUGGAGCAGAGAGAGGAGGGGGCUCAGUUCCAGCCGGAGCAGGACUCCCCGGAGAGGGCAGCAAAGGUGACCCCCCCGAAGAAGAAGAAGAAGAAGCAGCUGCAGCUAUCCAGGAAACCAAGCCUCCAGAACGGCGCCCCUCAGUGUGGUUCGCAAAGCCAGUGGCGGGAAACGAGGUCACAGAGCCCACCACAGCCCCGCCCCUCCCAUGGGGGAUACAGGAAGGUGAGGUCAGAGUACAGCUCUCAUUUCCGCUCCCCCCUGCACUACCGGCUCAGAGACGGGGUUUGGGUCCGGUCCUCCACAGCUGCAGCAGAGGCGCAGGAGCUGAGAGAGAAGGCCGAGGCGUACCGGCGGAGGGCCUGGGGGACCCACUUCUCCCGGGACCACCUGAACCAGAUCCUGUCCGAGCAGAACCGCCUGUGGGAGGCCUCCACCGCCUCAGACACCGGCACGGAACGCAGCAGCACCAGCAGCACCAUCCACGCUCUGGACCUCGCCAGUAUUGAGAGUGUGAGGGGGAGCACCGACAGACGGUCCCUGCCCCGGUCCCCCUCGGCCCGGUCCCCCUCUGGGGGAGGCAGCGAGGAGGCGGAGCUGCACAAUGCACCCACCCUCCCAGUGCGAAGGAAGCUGGUCUGGGGGGAGGCGGAGCCAGAGCAGAAGGACAGGGACGAGAGAGAGAAGCUGGGGGAGGAGCCCCACGGCGGGAAAAGACGGGAGGAGCUGGAGGAAGAGGAGGAGCAGGAGGAAGAGGAGUACAAGAGUGAUAAGGCAACAGCCUCAGGGGAUCUGUCACCCACAUCAGACUCCCACAGCUCUGUGCUGGGGGGCAGGCUGCCCACCCCCAAAAUGAAGACCAUCACCACUAUCCAGAGGACGCACCAUGACCUCACCACCCCGACAACAGGGGGCGCCAUUCUGGUCUCCCCUCCGAAACCGAAGGAGGCCUCUCCGGGCAGGAGUAUCCGGAGGAGCGAGCCGCCUCUGGGGAAACCCCACUCGCCCCACAAGCCUCUGUCCCGGGCCUCGCCGGAGAGGGUCGGCAGUAAGGGGAGCAGCUCGCCUCACUCCUCGCCGGCUGCAGGUCUGACCACAGCGGACCCCAUCCCGCUGAGGGAGGACGCCUGGCCCGCGCACCCCUCCCCGGAUGACUCCCCCGCUCCGCGCCCUGCCGGGACGUCCCGCAGGCGCAGCCCCGCCGCCGCCCCCCCUCCUCCCGCUCCCGCCCCGACCAAUCGCAUCCUGGGAAAGCUGAGGGACCCGGAGUUCCAGCACAACGGUAACCUCGGAUUCGUCAGGCACGAGAUGGCAGCCGCUGCUUCAGCUGACCUUUCUGACGACGAUGACAGGAUGUCCCAGAUCUCGGCCUGGUCGGCCGCUUCCUGCUCCAUGGCUUCCCAGGUCCUGGAACGAGCUCAGAAACGACAGAAGAGCUUCUGGGGCAAGAGCUAGAGCCCAUGGCCACAUUAAAAACUCUCAGCUGUGUGCGUUUUCUUCCUGCAUAUUAUGUUUGAAAAUGUUUUUAUAUAUAUUUUUUUCAAUUCUUACCAUUUUUUUCUAAUGUUAUCUAAUUAAGAAAAUGAAGUUUAAAAUGGAUUAUGAGCGAAUAGGUGCAGUAAUUUAUUUUUGUAGAUUUGAUGAGGCAGAGGAAGGAACUAGAAACUAGAAAACACUUAUUUCAAAGCUGUAGUCCUUUUGUAUUUGCCACACGCAAGUGAAAAUGAAACUAUGCAAAAUGGAUUGUUUUUGUGCACAAAGUACAAUAAAAAAAACAUUUUCUCCUGAA
Messenger RNA from Anguilla rostrata (American eel), 2624 nucleotides. RefSeq names its product Mdm1 nuclear protein (gene saxo6). The transcript is spliced from 14 exons. Gene Ontology annotation, molecular function: microtubule binding. Bases 131 to 2290 code for a protein of 719 amino acids. NCBI's taxonomy places the organism in Eukaryota, Metazoa, Chordata, Actinopteri, Anguilliformes, Anguillidae. Gene Ontology annotation, biological process: negative regulation of centriole replication. The record is from RefSeq and is a predicted model, not a curated record.